This is a messenger RNA of Gryllus bimaculatus (two-spotted cricket), 2827 nucleotides long. The record is from the annotation of a GenBank genome assembly. Lineage: Eukaryota; Metazoa; Arthropoda; Insecta; Orthoptera; Gryllidae.
UGUUUAUAGACUACAAAACUCCCUUCGCGAAGUCAUCUCUAUCGCUAAAGAACGAUGGGGAGUCAAAGGAAUGACUCCUGUUUGGGAGGUGCCAUCAUCCGUCAUUAGACGCAAGCCAGACCUGCAAAUGGCGAACAGCACUCUGCAGCCGGGCCUGCAGGCGCCGCUGCAGCCAGGCGCCGCGGUCGGGGGCGGUGCCGCCGCGGUCAGCGGAGCGCUCAGCCAGCACUGCGCCAUCUGCGGGGACCGCGCCACGGGCAAGCACUACGGCGCGGCGUCCUGCGACGGCUGCAAGGGCUUCUUCCGGCGCUCUGUGCGCAAGAACCAUCAGUACACGUGCAGGUUUAGCCGCAACUGUGUAGUGGACAAGGACAAACGCAACCAAUGCCGCUAUUGCCGUUUACGAAAAUGUUUCAAAGCAGGAAUGAAAAAAGAAGCUGUCCAGAAUGAACGAGAUCGCAUUAGCUGCCGCAGACCCAGCUUUGAAGAACAGACUUCAUCAAAUGGUCUCUCUGUAGCUUCUUUGUUGAAUGCAGAAAUGCUGUCAAGGCAGGUUGUGGCAGCCCUAGAAGUAAGUCCAAAUUCUUCCACAGGUGAAUUGGAGUAUAAUUUAACUAACAAACAAAUUGCCAAUAUAAAUGAUGUUUGUGAUUCAAUGAAGCAACAACUACUCAUCUUAGUUGAAUGGGCUAAAUAUAUUCCAGCGUUUACAGAGUUGCCAUUGGAUGAUCAGGCAAGUGCAAUUUUUCAAGCUUUAGUGGCAUUGCUAAGAGCUCAUGCUGGUGAGCAUUUGCUGCUGGGUUUGGCACGUCGGUCAAUGCACCUAAAAGAUGUUCUUUUAUUGGGUAACAACUGCAUUAUCACACGUGGCAACCCGGAAGCUGGAAUAUCUCCUGAUUUGGACAUAAGUCGUGUUGGAGGAAGAGUUAUGGAUGAACUAGUCAAACCUCUCCAUGAAGUGCAAAUUGAUGACAUAGAAUUUGCUUGCCUGAAGGCAAUUGUAUUCUUUGAUCCUAAUGCCAAAGGCCUUAGUGAUUCAAGCCGUAUAAAGAAUUUACGGUAUCAGAUACAGAUCAAUCUAGAAGAUUACAUCAGUGAUCGCCAAUAUGAUUCUAGAGGACGUUUUGGAGAAAUAAUAUUAACUCUCCCAGCAUUGCAGUCUAUCACUUGGCAAAUGAUUGAGCAAAUUCAAUUUGCUAAACUUUUUGGAGUGGCACGCAUCGACAGCCUUCUUCAAGAAAUGCUUCUGGGUGACAGCCACUCGUGGAACGUCUCUACUCCAUCUCAAGCUGUCCAUGUUCUGGUUCAAACAACCUGCUUAUCGGAUACUCCUUGUACUGUCUUCAUAGACCCUAGUGUGGGAGCCACAACAGAUGGAACUGUCCAGACCCCAACAAAUGCUACCUCAGCCGGCAGUUAUCAAGGGGGAAGUUCUGCAGGUUCUCCCAGCAGCCCACUUACUCCUCAAGGAUCAGUACAAUGCAACAGUCCUCCACAAGUGCAACAGCACGUGCCUCCCCAACCCCUACAUACCAAUGGGCACAUGCCAGUUAGCCCAAUUGCUACCAACUGCCCAAGCACCAAUGUAGGCACGAUUCAGCAACCUGUAAUCAUUUUAUCUGGGCUCACAGAUGAAGACCAGUACAGAAUGGAUUUCAAGCAAGAACCACCACUGGAAGCUGAACCUUCAUAUUAAAUUUUCAGCUUACAUGUAGAACAUCUUUAUUAUAUACUCUGAUCUCUAGAUUAAUUUUCAUAUUUUGUUAUAUUAUUGUUGUGAAUAGAUUCUUUGCUUUUACCAAUAUCUGCAUCUCAUUUAAAAAAAUAAGCUAAAUCAAGGAAAUCCAACACAAUGGAGUGUACCUUGAUGCUCCAGAAAGCUGUGUUUUUUUAAUUUUUUCAUAAAAAGCUGGAGCUUUUUAAAGAGAAACUAGCUUGACUGAGUUUUGUUUAGUGAUUAAAUACUCCUAGAUUCUAUACAAGUGAGAGUUAUGCACCCCCUCUUCAUUCAUGGACUCAUUAUCACUACCUACUAUAAAUGGGUCAUAAAACUGCAAACUAUUUGCUUUUGUACCAGCAGACUUGUUGUGAUAGUCUGCUAGGUAUCCAUCGUGCAAGGAAAAAUGAAGCCUGGUAAACAUGUGCAGUACAGGCUUGCCAAUACAAGUGUUUCAGAAGAUAUCACUGCUAGAAAUGGAAGAUUAAGAAACAAUGUGUUGAAUUGCUGGCUCUGUGUUCUGAAGAAAAUAUUUUUCACAAAUGUUUCAAAGAAGCUCAUUUUAUUGUUUGGAGAAAAUGUAUGAACUUAAAUUAAAGUCAUUUUUUUUCAACAAGAGUUUCUAUAGGAUCCAGUUCAGAGACUGCAUGAUUUAAUCAUUUUUUGUUUUAUAUGUGAAUGUUGGAGUACAACUGCAUAAAAUACGAAGUGAAUUUUGUUUGAAUCAUUAAUACAUUUCCCUCUUUCUUGUAGUCCUCUUUUAAAUGACUUCUAAAGAACUAUAACAUAUGUUAUUAGUUAACUGCUUGCAUAUACAUUCAUGCUCACAUUUAGCAGUAAGUGAUUUUUAUGCUCAAGGUUGUGAACAUAGGAGUAAGAAAAUUAUACGAAGUAAGUACUUUCAUACUUCAUAAAAAUAGUUCUAGCCAAAACAUGGGGAAAACUUCCAGGGAGCUAUGUAUUUAAUACUUUGAAUAUUGUUUUUAUAUGUGUAAAUGGUAAAUAUGUUCAAGUGCUGUUAAAUGUGCAAUACUGAAAUUUUUGAAUUUUCCCAAAUGUACAGGUUAUAUUUAAAGAAUUAUAAAAUAAAAACAAUUUAUUGACUUUGAA